This is a messenger RNA of Trematosphaeria pertusa, 1638 nucleotides long. RefSeq lists its product as uncharacterized. The transcript is spliced from 2 exons. The record is from RefSeq and is a predicted model, not a curated record. NCBI's taxonomy places the organism in Eukaryota, Fungi, Ascomycota, Dothideomycetes, Pleosporales, Trematosphaeriaceae. The coding region runs from base 1 to 1638 and encodes 545 amino acids.
AUGUAUAUUGACACCGAGGCUGCAAAUAACGGCGUUAAGCCCAAGGUUACCGUGAGCAGUGCGACGCGGUACUCUGAGGAGAGGACACCACUGCUGGAGACCUUUGUGGGGCAGGAUGCACCGCCCAGCUAUCUAGAGGCAACGACGCCGAUGCCGUGGAAUGGGAGGCCCAGCGGCGACGAGGGGGCGAGGCUAUUGGAUAAUGGUGGAAGAAUAUCGUUUGCGCCGAUGAUGCCUGAAAGAGAUGGAAUGUACAAAGAUGGGCCGUACAGAAAGCGGAGUUUCCGGGAACGCUGUACCAAGAAGAGGAUGUUGAAGUGGAUGGCCGCCAUACUCGCCAUCAUUGUAUUCGCCGCGAUCAUUGCGGCGGCAACAAACAAGAAGGAGACAACAGUAUUACCCGUCCCAGCUGAACCAGCAGAGUCCAACGCACCCGCCCGGCCCUCAAAACCAAAAGAGAACUUCCCGAUCCGAUGGCCGUCGCGCUGCGGCAAGGACUACAACGUAAAGAGCGAGGAGAUCAACUGGGGCUUCCCUACCGAGUUGGAGAUCUUAGAAGCCGUGCAUCAACUCGACGGUCCCUACAAGCGAGUUUCUGGAUGGAUUCAUGUCACACAGGCACCAGAAGGGCAGGCAGCUGGUACAAUCGAAGCAAAGAUGUCCUAUGCCGUUUCGUCCUCGGUUGAUGUCAACAGUAUCAAAUACGCUUACACUCCCACUGGCCUCACUAUUGGCGAUCCUUCGUUCCCCGAUGGCUUCGAUGGCGUGCGAAAAGGCACAGCGUGCCUCGGUAUCUCCGUGGUCGUUUACAUGGCCCCAGGCACAAAGCUGGAAAAUCUCAAGAUUCGCUCCACCCACCUCGGAAUGCAGAUCCACGACGGCGUUGACUUCACCGUCUCGAACGAGACAUCCAUCUCUCUCACAACCGGCACUCUGGACUCGACAUCCUUCAGCUCACGGGAGACACACCUGCAGACAAUAUCCGGAUCCAUUAGUGGGAAGUACUCCCUCUCCGACCUCUUGUCCAUCAAAACCAAGAGCGGCUCUGUCAACAUCAAUGUCGAGCCCAAAGAAGCCGCGGAGGGAGGUUCGGAGUCCGCCGUCUUCCUCGCGAAUUCCUUAUCUGGGAGCAUACGCGCCGACUUCGAGCGCAAGCGAAUUCCCGAGCGAGACUACCAAGUCUUGAUCAACACAACCGUCGGCUCUGUUGAUGGUACAUUCAUCCACGGGUCUCGAACCGUCAUGUCGUCCGUUGCCGGCUUCAUCAAUGCGGAUAUCCUGCCGUUCAAGAGCGGCGACUACCCCUCCAGCAUCGACACAUCAGCCACAGACGGCCAAACGACGCUCAAGAUCCGUUCGCCAUACGAGAAUGCUGGCGUCGCCAUGAACAAGCUCCGUAGCACGCAUAAGAGCAUCUCCGGCGUAAUCGAUCUCACCUACCCCGAGGAAUGGGAGGGCCAUCUUGAAGGCACCUCCAUGGAAGGCAUGCUGCACCUACAAGGGCAGAAUCUGGAGCUGAUUCGUCAGGAUGAGAGGCCGGGGCUGAAUAGGGCGGAGGCGAAGAAAGGAAACGGCGGGAGCAACAUGGUGUUUAAUACUGUCAGCGGAGGGUGCGAGGUCAAGGUUGGGAAGCUAUGA